GUUCGUGAUCGUGAAAUGAUCCUGUUGUUGAAAUCGUUGCAUCUGAUGAUAAAUCAUCGACGUAAACAAGUGAUCCUGUGUCGAGUGGCUGCGUUCGUUAAACGACUUCUACAUAUAUCUUUCUUAUUACCGACCAACUACACUAUUGCGAUUCUUUGUGCCAUUCGAACCUUCUUCAUUUCACAUCCUCGAUUGAACUCGAUGCUUGAAUGUGACGAUGAUGAUAGAAGUGUCGUUAAUAAAUCGUCGGCACUUGAUGUGUUUAUACCAGAAGUGAAUGAUCCAGAUUGUUGCAAUGCGUUGUCCACGUCGAUCAUUCUCGAGACUGAUCUUUUAUCUAAGCAUCCGAAUGCGAUAAUAUCACAAUUAGCGAAGAACAUUCGCGCAGGAUGUCCCUCGUCGGGCGCUAACAGGGUAUCAGCCGACUUGAGCAAUUGUAAACCAAAUGAAAUCAUCGAGAAAUGUCCAAAUGGUAUGGUCAGUAACAGUCAUCCAUAUUUUAGCGGACAAGAACAACAGUCAACUUACUUCGAAGAAUUUACAGUCCGUGAUAUGUAA
This is a messenger RNA of Anisakis simplex (herring worm), 558 nucleotides long. The record is from the annotation of a GenBank genome assembly. NCBI's taxonomy places the organism in Eukaryota, Metazoa, Nematoda, Chromadorea, Rhabditida, Anisakidae.